Penicillium macrosclerotiorum is the source of this 948-nucleotide messenger RNA. Its product is annotated as metallophosphoesterase family protein. Gene Ontology annotation, molecular function: hydrolase activity. The transcript has a single exon. The coding region runs from base 1 to 948 and encodes 315 amino acids. The record is from RefSeq and is a predicted model, not a curated record. NCBI's taxonomy places the organism in Eukaryota, Fungi, Ascomycota, Eurotiomycetes, Eurotiales, Aspergillaceae.
AUGGCCUCCAAUCGUCAAGCUUCCCAACUACUUGAAGUCCCAAGGAACAUGCCUACGGGCAAGCUUUACUCCAUCGCCGAUCUCCAUAUCGGCUUCGCGGACAACAAAGCAGCUUGGUCAAAGUUGAAACCUCAUCCAGGAGAUGGGCUCAUUCUGUGUGGAGACGUUGGAGAUACCGCAGAGCAGCUACAAUCAGCGUUUUCUAAAGCAACAGAAUGCUUUGAUACUGUAUGGUGGUGUCCUGGUAAUCACGAGCUAUACACGCUCCCCGAUAAAUCCGGCAGCGGAGCUCGAGGGGAGCACAAAUAUCAAGAAUGCAUUGAUAUAGCACGAAAAUACAACAUUAUUACUCCUGAAGACAGCUUUGUUGUUUGGGAAGGAGACGGUGGUCCAGCUGUCAUUGCUCCGAUUUUUACACUGUACGAUUAUUCGUUCAGACCUGACAAGGUGAGCUUGGAGGGUGCAGUGCCCUGGGCAAGGGAGAAGAAUACAGAAGCUACAGACGAGUUUUUGCUUCAUCCGGAUCCGCAUCGUAGCCGACAAGAUUGGUGCAAAGUGCUCGUUGAAAAGUUCGAGACGAAGUUGGAGGCUACAAGGAGAAAAUUUCCGUCUUUGCCUUUUGUUAUUGCAAACCAUUGGCCACUACGAGAAGAUUUGGUGACACUUAAAUUUAUUCCAAGGUUCAGUUUAUGGUGUGGCACCAAGUUGACGGAAGAUUGGCAUCGGAGAUUCAAUGCCAAUGUGGUCGUUAGUGGCCACCUUCAUAUCCGGAGGACCGAUUGGAGGGAUGGGUGUCGAUUCGAAGAAGUCAGUCUUGGUUAUCCACGACAAUGGGAGAAAUGUGCUGAGAUGGGGUUGGGGGUGAAUGAGCUCCUGAGAGAGAUUUUACCGGGUGCAGAAAUUAUCAAAACUGGAGAGGUUCCAACUCAAUGGAGAAUGUUCGGAUAG